CAUUUAGGAAACAUUGCCUGGCAGAGUUGUUAGCCAUGAAUUCUGUCCGUGGAAUUAGUUUUUGCAUCUAUUGUUUUGGGGGUCUUAUGCUUCUCCUUAAAAUGUGUGCCGCAGGGUCAUCUAAUGUUUGGCUUACAGGCGAUGAGCAGUACAAUAUUUCAUCAGUUGAUAUAGACGGGAAAGUUGAAGAAGACUUCGUUUUGAUUUUCAACACAACUUCUCGCCAUAGAAUUAGAUUCUCCACUUCAGAUUUUGAUUUUGAAGCCGGCUUUGUUUUCAUGAGCAUCGGUGAAGGGACUGAAAAAGAUGGAGCUGGUGUGCUUUUUGAGGACCCAUUAACUUACACUGGGUUAGCAAGCUUUAGUGGGUCAGAUUCACCAAGUGUUGUGACAUCAGUAAGCAAUUCAGCAUGGAUAAGUGUUACAUUUUCCCGAAUCCAAAGGAAACUGAAUUUCAAUGUAACCGUCUCGUGUACCAAUAUGUCAGAUAUAACUGAAGUAAAUGAAGGUGGAACGAUAUCGAUCAGGUCAAUGAAUAAUCCGUCAAACUACCCAAACAACUACUAUCGUCUAUGGGAUAUCCGAACCCAUGAAGGCUACGUCAUUGAAGUUAUUGUAAGAUCAUUCGAUGUCGAAACCGGGCACGACCACGUGUACAUAUGCGAUGGUGUUGAUAGCUUUUCAAAUCAAGGAUCAAAAUGGCGCGAUUGGACAGGAUUAUGGGAGAAUGAGGUCCUAGAAUCACGAGACUUCAUAUCAUCUACCAAUUCAAUCACCAUGAUCUUUACCACUGAUUUUAGCACAACAAAAUCAGGGUUCUGGAUCCAAUUACGAGCUGCUAAGAAACCAGCAGCAGCAACAACAGCAUCAGCAGCAUCAGUGGCAACAACAACAACAACAUCAAAUGCGAGCACAACCCACGAAGAUCCUGUUCCAUCAACCUCAUCAUAUAUAAUUACAACGGGUCCACUAUUAGACACCCUUAUUUUCAAGUGGGUAGCCAUUAUAUCAUCAUCCAUUUUGCUCCUGGUCAUUCUUACCUGCACGGUCUUAAAAUAUAAACGACGGAAACAGACAGCGCGUAAUGACACGGACAUUUCGGCAAAGGGUCCCGAGUCAGAGAGACUACACAUCAUGCAAGACGAAGAACCUACGGGAGAAAGAGUACAAGAAUCUUCCACUGAACCUGAUUCUCUUCCUGGUAGACCGUAUGAAACUAUCCCUGAAUACCUUCUAGCUCCAUCCCAUAGUCCUGUGGGAGACUCUAAUUGUCCAGCAUCUGGUCCUGAUAAUGAACGUGUAGAUGAGUUUGGAUACAUGGUUCCAGACAGAGACAAGGGAGGAGAACUACCUGAUGAACAAUCCCCAGUCAGUCGAGAUGGUUAUACAGAUAUCAAUCAUACAUACUUGGAUACAUCCCUUUCUAGUAGUCAGCAAGGAUCUCCCCACACCUACCAUGCCUACGAAAAUUCUAUGAUGACGAUGAAAAGCUUCGGAGGAAAGGAUGAGCAAUUGUCGAGUCAUUAUUAUAACAUCGACAGCACUGGCACUUCUAACCGCUAUUAAGAAUCCCUCUGCCAUGUCUGUAGGCCCUAGUAGAUUAAGAGAGAGUAAUACCAUCUCGAUCAGAAAUUCUAACCCCACACAUGAGAGAGCAAAUUUACACGAUGCGGCUCGGGAUACGAUGGGAAUAGUUCAGAGGACAAAAUUGGAUCAAUCGGGAAUGACAAAUUUGGAUAUCUAAUUUUAGAAUAUUAACUCAGCAUGUACAGUUAUUUUGCUAGAAAUAUUUUCAUUUUCAACCUCCCCCAAACCCCAACGAUAUCUAUAGCUUCUUCAUUAUGCAAAUUUCUCCAUCAAAAUAAUUGUGUGGGUGUGUUUUAUGCAAAGUGUCACUUUGUGCGUUUGUAUACAAUGUAUACCUAUGAGUAAUUUCCAGUUUGAUUGGGCACCGCUGUAUGACUAUAAUCUUAGCAGGAGUAGAAAUUAUAUUCAAAUACUUAACAGGGUUCGUAGUGUAAGAAGUAUAGUAGUUCCUCGGAUGCAAAAUUACUUGAUGAAUUCAACAUAUCCAGCAUUAAAAUCAUGUCAAAUACUAGUUGUGACUGAAUUUUUGUCAUUGUCGUGAUUAAUAGAAAAUAGUAAUGAUUUGAAAUAUCAGUAAUUACUUUGAUUCCACACUUUCACCAGUAGGAAUAGCAAUAUAUAGCAGACAUGUCAAAAUAGUGGUAGUACACGCAGUUAUAUUGUGGUGGUAUUAGUGGUAAUACUAUUAGUAGUUUUAGUAAUAUUAGUUAUAGCAGUCGUAUAGUCGUAUUAGUGGUAGUUAUGGUAGUAGUAGUAGACCUAGUAGUAGUAGUAACAUAAUUAGUAGUAGUAUAAGUAUUGGUAUUGCAGUAGUAUAUUGCAUAUAUUUUUAGUAUCAGUAUAUAGUAUAUGUACUUAGAAUAUCUUCCAAACCUAGACGAGGAGUAUCGGUUAUUAAAUCUCAAUAUGAUUUCCCUGUUCAUUUUUUGUAGUUCUAGUUCUUCAUGUGCUAUCAGGGUACACAUUAUUUUGUUCACAGUGCUGUAUUACAAUGAAUUUACAUAUAAACACCCAAUGAAUUAAUUGGAUUUGUUAUUUUUUGCAAUAUGUAUUUUCAAAUAGAAUGAAUAAAAUACAUACUUACUAAAAAGAGAAAAUCAUAAUGGACUUUAUUAUUAGAGACUGAUAAACUUAAUAUAUAUUCAGCUUGG
This is a messenger RNA of Lytechinus pictus (painted urchin), 2737 nucleotides long. RefSeq lists its product as uncharacterized. The transcript has 6 exons. The record is from RefSeq and is a predicted model, not a curated record. NCBI's taxonomy places the organism in Eukaryota, Metazoa, Echinodermata, Echinoidea, Temnopleuroida, Toxopneustidae. The coding region runs from base 36 to 1565 and encodes 509 amino acids.